AUUGCCAAAGUGAAGCAAGUUUCAGUAUCGUCGCGUCGUUGAUAAAGUUUUUUCUAUUCGCGAGAUUUUUAUAUCGUGUAACUAAUUUCGUUGAUGUCUUUCAAUAUUGUUAAGUUUUUUGAAUGUUUUAUUUAGAAAGGGAGACAAAUAAUUCAUAGAUAUAUUUUGUGCCGUGUAAAGUGAUUUUAUUAGGAAGGAAUACACAAAUAAUUUCAUCAAAGAGGGAGAUCGAAAAAGUAUGAAUUUCGUUCGACACGAAUCGUAAGGAUAAGAUGGCCACAAUCAAAAUGAGAAAAAAGCCAACAUAUUGGCUUGAGUCCUAAAAUGGAAAGGAGAAAAUCCUUUAAGAGACAAAAGAGAUAUAGACGACCGUGGCUGAAAAAAUGCAAAGAAUUUUUAAGACAAUUUAUCGCUUUUUUGUUCAGCAAUCUUGGGAUUAUUUUAUUAGUGGUAGGAUAUACUAUAGCAGGAUCUUUCAUUUUCAUGGCUAUAGAAGGAAAGCAGCCGCUGAAAAUGAAAGAAGAACUGAAGAACAACAGAUCUAAAUACGCCGAUGAAUUGUGGAACAUAACUUAUGAGCUAAAUAAGAAGAUAUUGGACGAGAAAGAAUAUCAUAAACGUAUUUCAGAAGUUCUGGAAAAAUAUCAAACUAUUAUAGUUAAAUUCAUCAAGAAAGGAUACGAUGGGACUGAUGACGCAGAUUCUUCUAGUCAGUGGAGUUUUGCUGGUGCUUUUCUAUAUUCCUUAACUGUGAUAACUACAAUUGGAUAUGGAAAUAUUUACCCUAGAACUCUUCAGGGUAAGAUUGCAACUAUAGUCUAUGCUAUAAUCGGUAUGCCCCUUUUCCUACUAUACCUUUCCAAUAUUGGCGACAUAAUGGCCAGAUCAUUCAAAUGGAUCUAUGCCAAGUGUUGUCUCUGCAGAUGUUGUCCGGGCGUAGCAAGGAGAAGAGCUAUAAGGGCUCUUCGAAGGGAAGAGAGGAUGCAAGUUGAUUAUGUUUGUGACGAUGAAAAAGAAAGUGAAGCAUCUAGUGGAAGUGGUAAGACUUCCGUUCCACCUUUGGGACCAAGAGAAUCUAUAUUAAGUGAAACAUAUACUAUAGACAUCGAAGAAGAUGAUGUUCAAAACAUUCCAGUACCAGUUACAGUUUGCUUAACGAUCAUGGUAGGCUACAUAUGCAGUGGAGCUCUACUCUUUUGUAAAUGGGAAGAUCAUUGGUCUUUCAUGGAUGCCUCCUAUUUUUGUUUCAUUUCGUUAAGUACAAUUGGAUUUGGAGAUUUGGUUCCGGGAGAUAAAAUUUAUGGAAGAGGAAGAGAUUUUUAUACGGAAGUCUUAGAACUCAGCUUCGUAUUUUGUUCGAUAUAUCUCAUGCUUGGAAUGGCAUUGAUUGCAAUGUGCUUCAAUUUGAUGCAGGAGGAAGUAAUCAACAAAAUACAAAUAACCAUUCGCACAGUGAAAUACAUUCUGCGAUGUAACAGAUGACGAUCGCAGGAUCAAAUAUAUACAUUUUUCGUCAACGUCGACUAGACCGCCUGCGGAUUGUUGGAAACAAAUUCAAAAAAAAAAGAGCGCAGUCACGUUGGUGACAAUGAACCUGGGAUGGAUUGGUCGAGCGAGAGGGAUCCAUCACGAAAUAAAAAUAAGUUUCGUUGUUAAGAAGAUAAUGGCUGCGGAUAGAGCAUGAAAAUGCUGUAAAUGAAAAUGAUUCCAAUAAGAAUUGUUAAUUUAUUAAGAGUGAAAUGGUAAAACAUGGAAAAUAUUUGAUUGAUUUUAUUGAAAUUAUAUUGUUAGUUUAUUCAUUUUUGUUAAAAAUUAUUUACAGAAAAUAAAUUUUUGAAUACUUAG
Molecule: messenger RNA, 1845 nt
Organism: Diorhabda carinulata
Lineage: Eukaryota; Metazoa; Arthropoda; Insecta; Coleoptera; Chrysomelidae
Gene: sand
Product: potassium channel subfamily K member 18
Exons: 8
Coding region: 325-1482 (385 amino acids)
Biological process (GO): stabilization of membrane potential; potassium ion transmembrane transport
Cellular component (GO): membrane
Molecular function (GO): potassium ion leak channel activity
Source: RefSeq, a predicted model, not a curated record